AUGAACGUCAUCACCUUUGCACCAUUCACACAGCUUUGUUUGGGCUCCGGUAAGAAGCCGGGAUACGCCCGCGUUGUGGCUUCUCGCCGCGUUGGUGCUGUGGAGGGGAAAAAACCCGAGGUUGCCGCGGUAUUUCUGGACGAGAAGAGGAGCAAGCUUCGUGUGUGGUGUGAGCACAAAGGCAUCACAACACUGCGAGGAGCAGGAAAGUACUCGUCACGUAUCGUUGACACGGCCAGUGAUGGUCUUUUCACUGCGUUGUUUUUUCAUCAUGACAAAGGAAGGCGCUUGGGUCUAGCCAUUGUGCAGUUCAACCCGCUCAACGCGACACACCUUGCUGGGGAUCCUGUAGACUACAGCGACGACCUGGAUGCCGUUCUCAUACCUUUAGUGCCGUGCGAAAAAAAGAGUAACGAAACAACCGCGCAACUGCAGAUUCAUUGCUCAAGCUUAAAGCUGACAGCUUCAGGUCUAGUGGUAAGUCUGCUGGUCUCUACCCGUGGUGGGGAACGAUACCUCAUCAUUGGUUCCAUCGGGGCGAACAAAUGGAAGUGUUUUUGUUUGGAUGCCGCAUUUGGCCUAUCCGCUUUGCUCAGUAUUCAAAGCGAUCGUAUUGUUUCGGUGCUUAGCUGUGAGGUGGGUCCUCCAGUCGACCACACGAUUUUGACAGUGUCCCCAACAGUGGAGUUGGCGCUCUCAGUCUUUGAGGCGACACGUAUGGUCUCCGAUGAUAAUGAGAAGAAGACUUACUUGUCAGUGCAAUCUGCAGGGGUGCAGUGCUGCGUGGUGCUUCGUGAAACCAUCUUUUCGUUGGAUGACGGCGACCCAAUCAUUCGAGUAUGGUAUCAAAGUCAGCUCUUCCACCCGCCUGAGGGGCAAGGCGGUGCACGCCUUGCCCCUCUCUGCCGCAUAUACGCUGACCAUGAGCAGCAGCGCUACGCCAUAGUUGUCUCGUUUGCCUCGCAGAGCUACUUGGUGCACUUACGGCGAUCCCCCUUUAAUAUGGAGCUUGUAGCCGGGUGUACCAAGAUUGGGUUGCAAAGUCUCCCACACAGCGUGUUAUGGCUAAGGCUGAUGCACCCCUCGCGGUCAGAGGGCGGGUUACAAAUAGUUCUUGUACUUUCACAAGACUACCGUAUUUAUGCUGCAGAGGUGUUUGGUAGCGCCAUUAACGUGGUGGUGGAGAACGGAGACAACACAGUUCGUUUUACGCCUCCAGCAAGAAGUUGCUUUGGCAGUGACCACACUGUGGAAAGCUCUACGGACUCCCCAUGUCUUAUACGGGUUGGAGAAAGUGAGCUUCUCUGCUCCAAUGGACUCUUGGCUGUGGUGCUGCGGGUGGCCGCACUUGCCAUUGAUGGGGAGAUGCCGCGCGAACUUCUCAUUCCCUUAACCAUUGAGAAUGAAACGUCAGAGAGGCGUGUCGUAACGCUCCUGAAAAGUCUGUCACGCCUUGAAAAGGUAUCGAAUUUGAGCCGAAGUGAGCUUCUUCAGCUUACAUUUCAGCAGGUUCUGCCGAUGCUUCGCCUCGCCGGAUCUUCUCAGCAUGAAGUCUUCCUGACUCAGCGAGUGUUUCAGGCUCUUUUAAAUGCCGCUGCCCCAACUUCGGCAUCGGAUUGGAGGACGAUGUGGGGUAUCACCAUGCUGUUGCAGAGAAUCCUUUCAAAGAGGGAUUUGGAUAACUGUGUUGUGUAUACAGACAUCUUUUUUAUUCAUCUGGUAGAUAAUUACGUCCGUUGUAACGGGACAGUGGAUGAGCAAGCGCAAGCAAGUGAGACCCUUUUAAGUGUUGUCUCCGAGGAAUUAAAGUGUGCAUGGAAACGGUUUAUGCAGCAGCAGGAUGAGGACGUCUCGUUUGUACUUGAUAGUUUGGCAGAGCGUGUUUCACUUAUUUCACUUGCGGAGGAAUGCGUGCGCCGCAUGGUUGUGGUCACCACUUUAUCAAACGGGACGCAUGUGGUGUCUGUGGGGGAACGCGUGUCUCAUGUUAUCCACGCCAUUGCAACGGCUCUACUGGCCUCCUGUUUGGAGGUGCCGGUGUACGUGAACAAGGAUGAUGCGGGGCGAAUGGUCUGUCAAAUGCAUCAAGUGGGAGAUACCUCUCUUUUUCUACCGCCAUCUUCUUUCAAGAAUCGCACGACGUUUGAAUACGCUCUGACGCUUUCUACGGACAUUCUUUCUGUCACCUCUCCAGACACGCACGCAACUUUGUCUGCGAGAGCAUUGCUUUCAAUGCUCUUGUCGAGGCGAUAUCAUGUGGUCUCUGCCUUCCUUUGUAUUUUUACCGCUCCCUUGACGGAGUACUUGAUGCCACUUGGCUCUAUUUGCGACAAUGCCCAGCUUAUUACGGAGUGCUCAGCGGCGGCCUUCCUUACGGAGGCUGCACUCUUCAAGAAGAUUCUCUCCGAACCUGUACCGUCAGACGUUCUUUGUGUUCUCUGUGCUGGAUCCGUGCUUGAUGACUACUUCAACACGGAACUUUGGUGUUACAUCGGCAACGUCCUCAGCAAGGAUACACAGUUCUUUAUUGUGGUCGCGGUCAUUCACGCGAUGACGGACCGGAUGAUUGCAGCCCAAAACAACUACUCAGCGAGUGUGGCCAAGGCGCUUUUGAAAGAGGGGCUGGAGAAUCCGCUGCAGGAGGAGGUGACGGUGGAAACAUGCCGAAAGAGGCUGGGGAUCAUAUUGGAGCGACUUGAGCAUGCUUGGGCCUGCGCUGCUCCAUGGUUGCCGUACAAGGUAAAAGAUAUCGCGAGUAGCGUGCUCACUAUCAAUGGUGCUGAGCAGGAUGGAAAUCACGACGGACAAACGAUUUGUGGUGAUUCCGUUGUCUCUCACACUUGCAUUUUAUGCUUUCGCUUAUUGGCCCUAAUUGGGUACUCGUAUCGGACUGAGGAACACAUCACGGAGCUGACAAAACAAGUGGCAGGUGAUACCUCGGUGCUUGUCCACGUUGCUUUUUUGCUGCUGCAGGCCAUUACGAACCUGAAAGGGACUGCGCUGCCGGUUGACUCUCUCCGAUGGCGGUGUGUGGAUCUCGCGGCGAUGGCAUUGCCGAUGUGCACUGGUACACCUGGACUGGCCGGAUUCAUGCGGGAGAUGCUUCAAUACUCAGAGGCUGCUUUGACAGUCAUUGCACCACUUAAGCAGUACUACUACACUGUAGUGGAUCACCUUACAGAGGUUGCACAAGCAGACGGCAACGCUGGAGCGGGCGCCGCCUUUCACGAGCUGCAAGCGCAGAUAACGGUACAGAAGAAGAACUCCCCCACAACCACAAAAACCACGACGUACUUCCGUUGGUCCAAGUGCGGCGGUGCGGUUGUUCCCGAAUGGCCGGGCAAUCACAACUUGCUUACCCGCCGGUAUUUGAUCAACACCGAGUGGGUGGACGCCAUGUGGCCGAUUGAGUUUGUUCCCCAGUUGCUUGCGGACUGUCUUACGCGGACACAGGAACGUAUUUGCGGCUGCAACACCACAAUUCGUCCGGCGGAGGGAGAGCCCUCGCCGCAGUUUUCUUACUCACUAUUCCACCAACUGUGCAAGCUCUCUCCGCCGGUGCGCAACCAUGCCUUGAUAGCCCCCAUUGAAGCGGCAUCCGAAGGGGCGAAGCGUUCUGAGCUAAACCAUCCUCAAGAAAUUCGACGCACCGGGGAUCACAUGGCCCCUUCCAGUACGGCCUCAACCUCUGUGGCGAUUGCACCAUCAAUGUUGCGUCGGAAAACAUCCCCUGAAGCGGGGCCACAUGCGGAGUCUUCCCCUUAUCUGGAGCGAAAUGAUGAUGGCUUGGUAGGUGGUGCAUCGACUUUGUUAUCUCCGCCAGUACGAGAGGUGCGAUCACUGCCACGAUUUUUGACCAAAGGUGGUGAUACUAGCGCCGCUGCCGCUGCGGCCACGGCGUUGUUUCCACCCGAAAGCAUUGCGUGGUGGGAGACAGAUGACGCACUCGACGAGGCCGCGGGGCGGCAGCGCGUCAUUAGGGAGACGCUGCAAGACAUCAACCCUGAAUUUACCACCACUGCCACGUCGUACACAAGAGCAACAAGUGAGGGCGGGGAUAAUCUUUCUGAGAAAUUUGACAGAAAGUUUUCCUCGUCGAGUUUUUCGCCGCGUCGUUGCAGAAAACAUCAUGUGCACCACUACCGCUGCGCCAAACACCGGGCGCAUGGGAUCCACACCAAAGAGUGGUAUCAUUUGAGAAGACAGUCUCGCCAUGGAAAUGCUCCAGCGGGGAUGCGGUCACCAGAAGUCAGUUCCCUGGCUGCAAUCAAAGAGGAGGCAGCGAUGAAUGUUAAGCUUCUGCAAUUUAAGCAUGUGCUUCAACCACCAAAUCUGCCAUCGAGUGUGGUCCCAACGGAUAAGAUACAACUUGUACAGCCACGGCUUUCAGAAGACACAAACGACGUGGCACCACUGCAGCUUCUCUCGCUUAAGGCAAAGCCACACAGGCCUCGCGUGAAAUUGUUUGCGUGGAGUGGAGCUGAAACCAAUGAUGCUGAGGUCGAAGGAAACGGUGCCGGCGCGAAGAAUGUCGGACCGGACCGACCACAUGGUUUUCUUGUAGGAACAUCGUCGCAUUCGCAGUUGUUGGAGCCACCAAGCUUGCCGCCAAGUUCUGUGUUUUUGAGUCCGUCUCCUUUGCUCACGCUCAAGUUUCCAGUAAACGUAGAUGCAACCCAUCGGAAACCGGUUUCCCAGGCCGCGGUACCACGCUCACUGCAAGAAGAAGAACGCCGUGUGGGAGACACGGAGGAGCCAUUGGGCCCUAUCCCUGCCCCCACCGUGAAUGUGCCUAUCACUUCUGCUUCGUUAAAACAGCAGCAGAACCUUCCCACAAGUACCACCGCACUUUCGUUGACAUCGAAUGCCCCUUCGACGAUGCCACCUUUUGCUCACCACGAGAGCUCCGCUGGAUUCAUGCUGAGUGGUGCUGCUGCGCCGGUCGAGAUGAGGAACGAGGAAGCAGAGUUGAGGGAGUCAUCAAAACAACAAGUGGCGUUGGCGCCGACCACAUCGCGAUCCAUUUUUCCAGCUUCCGUUGAGGACUCUCCGACUGUGUUUGCGUUGAAGAAGCCGGUGCUUCCACUUUCGGAAACGGCCGCAUUUUACAAGUACGUGGACGAACUGAAGGCUGCAGACACUGCUGCCGUCCCUGUGCCUCUUCCACUCCAUCCUGCGCAGUCUUUGCCUGCGUCAACGCCGCCUGUCAUGCCUACUGGAGUCACUUCAAAAAUUCCUGAGUCCCUGCAACAGCAACAACGCGAUAUUAUUGGAGUUGUGAAGGAGCUACUCGCUAAGCACGAGGAACAGCAGGCAAAACAAUUCAAUGGUGUUAUUGAGGCGAUUCGAACAAGCACACAGAGACCACCUACGCCUGUGGUGAGUGCUCCAGUUGCUGUGCAGCAAACACAAGGGUUGAACGCGACAGAGCAGGCAGCGUUGGUACGCCACACGAUUCAACAGAAAGACAAGCUUUUGAUGAUGAACCAAGAUUUGUUGGACCUUCAUGCGCGGGCUGAGCGUCUUACUGCAGCUCCAGUGAAGAAUGAAGCCACAUCAUUUGCUUCCCCACACAUUUUAGUAGACAGUGAAAAGACGCGUCAGGUAACACAACCAACAGUUUCUCUGGCCGUUCCUGUGCAGCUUGCCACUACGACCCCUGCAAAGAAAAGUGAGGUUGCAACCGUGUCUUCUGGCGUCCAAGUUGGUGUAGGCGUGAAGAGGAUGGAAGAUGCAGCCACUAUGGCGGUGACACCAGUCGCACCACCACCACCAGCAGCAGCAGUGACAACAGCAAUAAGAAUGACACCAGCGCCUCAGGUGACUGAUGAGACUAGCAGCGGUGUGAAGAAUAUGGUCCCGGACCCUUCCUCUACUAUGAGCAUCAAUCAUAGUUUGUCUAGUCUUUACCAACUAAAUGCUGAGCUGUUGCGCGUUAAUGCUACAGCUGGUGAUAUGGAACGAGCCAUUCAGGAGUCACGGGCCGUGCUGCAUAAGCACGCCUCACUGAAUAACGCGUACGCGUCUGCUGUUGAAGGAUCAUUAAUGGUGGAUGCAAUGCGUCAGCGAACCGCCGCUCUUGAGCAGCAGCUUACAGUUCUGAACUCCACUGCGGCAGAUCCUCCAUCUGCGGCUAACCAAAGCAUGAAAGAUACUUUAAAGUGGCAUGCCCUGUCCGAGUCGGAGGAAAUUUUUGGCAAACAUGUGUUUGUUUCCUCCACUGUGGAGAGUGGAACUACCGGGCAGGGUAACGAGGGGGGGGCACGGGAGACCUUGCCGCCUCGCCAGUUUGCUUUUACAGGUGAAAAAGUUGAGGCUGAGUGCAAUGGUUUCCCUGGUUUUGGGCCGCCGGCUCCUCUUCCUGUUUCAAAAGAACAAGCUUCAGAUCAUGUGUUUCAGUCCCACACGGAGGAAACUCUUCGGAAGGACUCACUUCCUGUUAACCCCGGCACCACAGAAACUCCAAGUGGGGCUUUGCACACACCAGCUUUCCGCUCUCACCGAGCGAAGACUGCUUCUAUUGGCCGAGAUCCAUCACCAUCUAUGGGCAGGCGGGGUAAUUCAUUGCAGCGUCGUUCAGGUGCUUCGCUCUCAAGUCCGGUGGUGGACUUGGGCGAUAUUUAUACGGCGGCUGAGUCCUCGUUUAGGCAAUCAGCGGCGAGGAGAAGCAUGACACCUGCUAGGACUCGGGCGGGGGUCACUUCGCCAUCCCAGCGAGUACCGGAGCGAUUUUUCAUGUACAUACCGCCUGCCGACGCAGGGAAGACGCGGCGCGCAAAUGACGGAUGCAAGACUGCUUCUCCUCCUUCUGCACCACGCCACCGCUCAAUGGCAAUCGAGUCGGGCGCGACAACCGCAAUGACAAUAAAAACUGUCAAUGUAUCAAAAGCGUUGACAGUGGCCCCCAAGCACAGCACGAGAAAAGCCCCCUCAUCUGGUAGGGACAGCAAGCGACGGGAAACACUUGCACUACACACAUCUAAGCGUCUUGCAGAGCUUAACAGGGCCUUUUUAUAG
This is a messenger RNA of Trypanosoma rangeli, 7017 nucleotides long. RefSeq lists its product as uncharacterized. The record is from RefSeq and is a predicted model, not a curated record. NCBI's taxonomy places the organism in Eukaryota, Euglenozoa, Kinetoplastea, Trypanosomatida, Trypanosomatidae. Bases 1 to 7017 code for a protein of 2338 amino acids. The transcript has a single exon.